Ostertagia ostertagi is the source of this 771-nucleotide messenger RNA. The record is from the annotation of a GenBank genome assembly. NCBI's taxonomy places the organism in Eukaryota, Metazoa, Nematoda, Chromadorea, Rhabditida, Trichostrongylidae.
AUGUCUACAAAUCUCACAUUAUUCCAGUUUUUCCACUGGUAUUACUCGGUCGACGGCAAUCUUUGGAAACAUGCGCUCGAUAAAGCGCCACAUCUUUCACGAUUGGGAAUUACGCAUGUAUGGCUGCCGCCCGCUUACAAAUCAUCCGGUGGUGUAGACGAACCCGGGUAUGCAGUAUACGAUCUGUACGACCUGGGGGAAUUCGACCAGAAAGGAACGGUACGCACACGAUAUGGAACAAAAGAUGAAUACCUGGAAUGCAUUAAAGGAAUACAGGCACAGGGGAUGGAAGUGAUAGCGGACAUCGUUUUAAAUCAUAAGAAUGGUGGUGAUGAAACGGAAGAAGUACCUGUACAACAGGUGAACCCGGAAAACAGGAAUGAAAAGAUAGGCGAGCCCACUACCAAAGAAGCGCAUACCAAAUAUUAUUUUCCGGGCAGAGGUGGCAAUGAUAUACCCGCCAACAAGAUGUAUAAGCUGGUGCCGGGAUUUUAUCCUGAAUUGUUCCUGGACAAGAGUGGGUUGUCGGGUACAGACCAAAGUUUUCUUUCCGAUAUGAUCGGGUCGAACGGCGUUGCAUUGGACAAAGCAGGCAAUCUUGUGUUUUGCCAGCACGGUGAUCAUUCGAUAGCGCGGUUGAAUGCUGAUCGGUCUGUUUCGGUAUUGGCCAGUCAUUAUAUGGAUAAGCCAUUCAACAGUCCGAAUGAUCUUGUGACGAGAAGUUGUGGAGCGAUUUUUUUUACUGAUCCACCGUAUGGUUUAAAGGACCAG